AUGGCGCUGACUACUCCUAACCCAAUGGGACCAUGGAAGAUCACAGUCUACGACCAGGAGAACUUCCAGGGAAAGCGUAUGGAGUUCACUGCUUCCUGCCAGAACAUCAUGGAGUGUGGCGCGGACAACAUUCGCUCACUGAAGGUCGAGUGUGGAGCUUGGGUUGGGUACGAGCACUCCAGCUUCUCUGGGCAGCAGUUUGUGUUGGAGCGUGGAGAGUACCCUCGCUGGGAGUCCUGGAGCGGCAGCAACGCCUACCACAUUGAGAGGUUGAUGUCCUUCCGCCCAGUCUGCUCUGCCAACCAUAAGGAGUCCAAGAUUGUGGUGUUUGAAAGGGAGAACUUCAUUGGCAAGCAGUGGGAGAUGAACGAUGACUACCCCUCCCUGCAGGCCAUGGGGUGGGGCAACAACGAGAUCGGAUCCAUGCAGGUCCAGAGUGGAGCCUGGGUAUGCUACCAGUUCCCCGGUUACCGUGGCUACCAGUACAUCAUGGAGUGCGACCGUCAUGGCGGAGAGUACAAACACUACAGGGAGUGGGGCUCCCACGCUCAGACCUUCCAGGUCCAGUCUCUGCGUCGCAUCCAGCAGUGA
Messenger RNA from Salvelinus namaycush (lake trout), 591 nucleotides. RefSeq names its product beta-crystallin A1-2-like. The transcript has 5 exons. Gene Ontology annotation, biological process: visual perception; lens development in camera-type eye. Gene Ontology annotation, molecular function: structural constituent of eye lens. Lineage: Eukaryota; Metazoa; Chordata; Actinopteri; Salmoniformes; Salmonidae. The coding region runs from base 1 to 591 and encodes 196 amino acids. The record is from RefSeq and is a predicted model, not a curated record.